Messenger RNA from Aspergillus candidus, 417 nucleotides. RefSeq lists its product as uncharacterized. The record is from RefSeq and is a predicted model, not a curated record. The transcript has a single exon. Lineage: Eukaryota; Fungi; Ascomycota; Eurotiomycetes; Eurotiales; Aspergillaceae. The coding region runs from base 1 to 417 and encodes 138 amino acids.
AUGCACGUGACCUCAUUCCUCACCUUCACCUUGGCCGCUGUUUACCCUGCAAUGGUAGCAGCCGACUAUGAUAUCAAAUGUGAAACGAGUGGCGCCAGUCCCUGGACAGAAGAUGUCACUGCAGUCAUCAACCAGAUUAAGGGAAAGUCGGAUGGCCCCGGACAGAGCUGCAUAAACCACAAUUCAAUUGGAAGCUAUUGCACAACUGUUGCAAAGCAUUUUAGUGCUGGCCUUGCUACCUGCAACUCUCAUAAUGAUAUCAAGUGCAGUGAUGUUGCAGAUGUUGUCAACGCUCUGCAGCAAAAGUGCAAGGCUGAUGUGGAGGGCCAUGUACGUGUUGGGGGGACCGCAAAACUUCAUGGAGUGGACAUUAGAGUCUUCCAUCAAUCAAUCGAUGGUAAGUUUCUGAUGACAUGA